Danio aesculapii is the source of this 2333-nucleotide messenger RNA. RefSeq names its product protein arginine N-methyltransferase 8-B (gene prmt8a). Gene Ontology annotation, molecular function: protein-arginine N-methyltransferase activity. Bases 325 to 1557 code for a protein of 410 amino acids. The record is from RefSeq and is a predicted model, not a curated record. The transcript has 10 exons. Lineage: Eukaryota; Metazoa; Chordata; Actinopteri; Cypriniformes; Danionidae. Gene Ontology annotation, biological process: peptidyl-arginine methylation. Gene Ontology annotation, cellular component: plasma membrane.
UUAACACUUUUAUUGAUGAGCUGAUUUCAUAUUACUCAAAUUAUGGAACGAUGGCGUGUUUUUUUCAUAAGUGCAUAGUAUUUUUUACACGAUAUGGAGAUCUCGCCACGCGUUCCUUUGGGAAUCAGUGAUCCGGAUAACUUUUAUACCAUGGAUCCAGGUGGGCUUUCAACAAGUUUUAAGUGUCGUUUAUCUUCUGGAACGUGAUUUAAGUUCAUUCUGCGAUUUGUUUGAGGUUGUUAGGCUAACGACUUCAGGGUUUCUCAAGACUUUGAUAAGGUUUUAUCGUUCAUUUACCUCAAGAUACGAAGCUCGCCGGCUCUUAUGGGAAUAAAACACUCCUCCCGCUGUUUGCUCCUGAGGAGAAAAAUGGCGGAUACGGAAAGCACUGAGCAACAGCCCCUGAGUGCUGCCCCAUCCCAGUCUGUCCAGCCAUCUCCUCUGCCCAGACCAGUGUCAUCGGUCCAUCAAGCCCAGCGGCCCACACACCCGUCCCACGCUCCUCACACCCCUCAUUCAGCCAGCUUACCCAGCUGCCCUGGCAGAGGAAAGAUGGCCAAGUUCCUGAACCCAGAAGAGAUGACCUCCAGGGAUUACUACUUUGACUCAUACGCCCACUUUGGCAUUCACGAGGAAAUGCUAAAGGAUGAAGUGAGGACGUUGACGUACAGGAACUCCAUGUACCACAACAAACACAUCUUUAAGGACAAGAUCGUGCUGGACGUAGGGAGUGGAACUGGCAUCCUCUCCAUGUUUGCUGCCAAGGCUGGAGCCAAGCACGUGUAUGGGAUUGAAUGUUCAAGUAUAUCAGAAUACUCAGAGAAAAUCAUCAAGGCCAAUCAUCUGGACAGUGUUAUAACCAUCUUUAAAGGGAAAGUGGAAGAAACGGAGCUGCCAGUAGAUCAGGUGGACAUUAUCAUCUCGGAAUGGAUGGGCUACUGCCUUUUUUAUGAGUCCAUGCUCAACACUGUCAUCUACGCCAGAGAUAAGUGGCUGAAACCUGGAGGUCUCAUGUUCCCAGACCGAGCUGCUCUCUAUGUGGUGGCCAUUGAAGACAGGCAGUACAAGGACUUCAAGAUUCACUGGUGGGAAAACGUCUAUGGAUUUGACAUGACCUGCAUCAGGAAUGUAGCUAUGAAAGAACCACUGGUGGAUAUUGUGGACUCAAAACAAGUGGUGUCUAACGCCUGUCUGAUCAAGGAAGUGGACAUCUACACGGUGAAGCCGGAGGAACUGUCCUUCACCUCGUCCUUCUGUCUGCAGAUCCAGAGGAAUGAUUACAUCCACGCUUUGGUCACCUACUUCAAUAUUGAAUUCACCAAGUGUCAUAAGAAGACGGGCUUCUCCACAGCACCAGAUGCCCCUUUCACACACUGGAAGCAGACGGUGUUUUAUCUGGAGGAGUAUCUGACUGUGAAAAGAGGAGAGGAGAUUGUCGGCACCGUCAGCAUGAAGCCAAAUGAGAAGAACAUACGUGAUCUGGACUUUACGUUUGAGCUGGAUUUUAAAGGUCAGCUCUGUGAGGCCGCAAUCGCUCAUGACUACAAGAUGCGCUAAGUGUCCAGCAGAGGGCAGAGCAUUCAGAGAAGCAGAAGCAGAAGAGCAGCUCUCCAUCAAAGCUGAAGCUGCUGCUGGAAAACACACAUAGAGAAAGACCAGAACACAAGCUGUUCGCUCUGGGAGAUGUGCCAGUGUUUUUUUUUUUUUUCUUUUUGGAGGGGAUAACAAUAGCAGCCUUGCCUUCGCUAACCAUAACCUGCACUAUUUUGCCAUCUCUCUGACUUUUCAGGGGCCAAAAAUGACUGACAGCCCUCUGCAAACAAAAGAAUGUCAUGGUUUUAUGAAUGUUAAGUGUAAGUUUAGGGUUUCUUUGCUUUUAUAUUUGAGGUGUGAGUUGAGGUGUUCAUGUUGAAGGAUGUUGCUUCAAGGAACUUUAGGAUAUUUUAAUUUAACAAUUUGUUAAUAGAAUAACUCUAGAUAUAAUGUAUUCAAACUGAAUUGGUGCUGGACUUUAGUUAUUUUAAUGCAAUAGGAUAAGUAAUCUUAAAAUCCAGGUUAUUCUCAGGAAAUGGUGCAGUUUUUAUUUAUUUAUUUGUAAAUGUUAGGGUUUAAUCUACUGCUAACUUAAGUAUCACUGAAUUAUGCUUUAAUGUGAGCAUUUCUUCUUUGGUUUGUGCUGAGCUCUGUAAAAACUUAAUCACGAUGAUUGACUUUUCACCAAGAUUGAUGAAAACAAAUUAUUGAGCAUCAUGAAGCAAAUACACAUAAAUGUAAGUCUGGAUGAGAAUGCAGUGGAACAUGUUGUGUUAAAAAUGGUCAAAAUGAUUGUUCAA